Messenger RNA from Peronospora matthiolae, 3198 nucleotides. Lineage: Eukaryota; Oomycota; Peronosporomycetes; Peronosporales; Peronosporaceae. The record is from the annotation of a GenBank genome assembly.
AUGUCGUCCACCAGCAACGCCUCCAUUGACAAGUUCAACGGAGACAAUUACGCAACGUGGAGCCGGUACAUGCGCGGUGUGUUUUUGACGAAGUCCGUCUGGCACGUUGUCAACCGUGAAGUGACUCCGACUUUCACCGACCCGCGAGCGUCCGAUGACUACGUCAAGGCAAGCAACGUCGCGUUUGGUAUGAUGCUGCUGCACAUGAACGCGGACUACCAUCAUGUGCUGGACAACUGCGAGGAAGCCUGGGUUGCGUGGACAAGUCUGAAGACGCUGUACGGUGGGUCGCAGAAGGCAGGACGCAUCUACCUCAAGCGACAACUUUUCAGUAUCAAGAUGGCUGAAGGCGCGAACGUCAUGCAUCACUGCAACGAGGUCCUCAACAUCUCCGCCAAGCUUAGCGGCAUCGGUGCGAAGAUGGAAGACGAAGACGUUGCAAUUUGUCUGCUACUCAGUCUUCCGAAGAGCUACGAAAAUGUGGUGCUCAACAUGGAAAUGAGCAGCACCGAGCUUCGCACUCAAGAUGUGGUGAGAGUCCUGACGAAUGAGCAUGCCAAGCGUCAAGGAGAAAAAGGGACAACGACAGCGACUACGGUGAAGGCUGAAGAUGCAAGCAAGGCAUUCAGCGCCGAGCGUGAGCCCUACCAAUGCACGUAUUGUGGCAAGGUGGGACACACGGUGGAUCGUUGCUGGACAAAGCAGAAGAACGAAGGUCGGGGAGCCCGACGCGGCGGCAAUGGUCGUGGACGCGGGGCUAACAAUGUCCAGUGGGGACAUCAUGAUGAAGGCAAUGGCUACGAUCGAGUGGCGUUUGCAGUCUCGUUCGAAUGUGGAGUUUCGACGAGCAAGGACGUGUCUGGAAUGUGGGCCGUCGACAGUGGUGCAACGCACCACAUUUGCCACGACAAGACCAAGUUCGCAAGUUUGGCAGAGCGCAAUGAGGGCGAACUCUUGGUGGCUGAUGGCAACAAGGUGGCCAUCAAGGGUGUGGGAACCAUCAUGGAAAAGGUGGUUCUGCCCAACGGUGAAGAGCGUGAGAUCGAAAUCAAGAACGCGCUAUAUGUUCCAAGUAUGAGCAAGAACCUGCUCUCGGUGCCACAGAUUAACAGCCAUGGCAAGUUUCAAGUCGUGUUUGACGGGUCCAAGAUGUAUGUGACUCUCAAGAACUCACAGCAAGUGGUGGCGACAGCGGAUCUCGUGGAUGGACUCUACUGGCUUCGGACGACUCAACGAUCAGCGAAUGUGACAACAAGUGGAACCAGUUGUGCCGAUCUACAUGCAAGAAUGGGUCAUGCUCCAGUCGAUGUACUUCGCAAGAUGAUCGCGACCAACAUGAUCAAGGAUGUGCGAGUCCCUCUCAAGUCGGGUGGAGCAACUACAUGUCGAGGAUGUCAACAAGGGAAAAUGGUCCAAAAACCAUUUCCAAGCAACCGAGACAAGCGCAGCUACGAUACGUUUGAGCUACUUCAUCUGGACAUCUGCGGGCCCAUGGAAAAGGAUUCGCUCGGUGGCAGCAAAUAUUUGCUGCUGAUCAUCGACGAAGCCAGUGGAUGUAUGAAGGGCUUUUGUCUACGAGUGAAGUCCGAGAGUGAAGACUACAUCCGGAAAUAUAUCACCAUGGUACAGACGCAAUUCUGUAAGAAGGUCAAGUUCGUGCGACACGACGGAGCUCGCGAGUUUGCAACCAACUCGCUUCAACUGUUCUACGAAGACGAAGGCAUUGAACAGCAGACAACGGUGCCGUAUGCACAUCAAACAAACGGAACAGCAGAGCGUGCCAUUAGGACUAUUGUCACGAUCGGCCGCAGCAUGCUUCAUCAUGCCAAACUGGACAAGUGUUUCUGGGCCGAAGCAGCGAUGACGGCCAUCUACGUCAAGAAUCGACUGCCGUCACCUAAAGUCGUGCACAAGACCCCGUUUGAGAUCGUCUACAACUUGAAACCAAGCGUCAAGCACAUGCGAACAUUCGGGUGUCAGACAUACAUACUGACGCCUAAAGAGAAUCGACUCAAGUGGGAUCCAAAGGCUCGCGCUGGCAUAUUCGUGGGCUACGAAGAAGUUUCGAAGGCAUAUCGUGUUUAUGACAUCGAGGCGGGGCAGGUGGUUAUCAGCCGCGAUGUCAACUUCGACGAGUCCACCUUUGGACUUCAACUGCCGAUCACUGAUGAAGAUGUCGAUGACCUGGACUUCGAAUUGCUGUAUCUUGAUGACGAAGAGCUGCGUCAAGUGGAGUACAAGCAAACAGGCAAGCGCAAGAACCGACUCAAUGAUGAAGAUACAGCAGCUCCACGACCGCGUGCAGUGCGUCAACGACCAGGACUAGAAGAGUCAAGCGCGCCGGAAAACAACUCGUCACGACAAGAAGAAGACGAAGAAACGAAGGAUUCUGGUGAUUCAACACCGCCUGUGUUUUGGCGUGCGAGUGCAAAUGCCGUUGAAGCAGCAGUGGACUUAUCAGAACCCUCAACAUUUGAAGCAGCAGUAAGCGGCCCUGACCAAGUGCACUGGAGAAAAGCAAUUCAUGCAGAGCUCGAGUCAAUGCGACUUCGCGGUGUGUUUCGUGCAGCCAAGCUGCCCAACGGACAACGCGCCAUUGGCACAAAAUGGGUGUUCAAGAUCAAGCGCAAGGCGGAUGGGUCAAUCGAGAAGUACAAGGCACGACUUGUGGCCAAGGGUUUCCGCCAAAAGUAUGGCAUCGACUACACGGAGACGUUUUCGCCUGUGGUCAAGUAUGUGACGCUGCGAAUGGUGAUCGCAAUUUCCAAGCAUUUUGGAUGGCCCAUCGACCAGCUUGAUGUGGUGACAGCUUUCCUGUAUGGCGUCAUGAAGGAACAAGUGUUCUGCGUGAUUCCUGAAGGCGUCGAACUUGACAGUACGUUCGACUGCCUGGAAUUGGUGAAGUCAAUUUACGGCCUCAAGCAAGCGUCGCGAGUGUGGAACGAGACGUUCGACGAGUAUGUGUGCUCCAUCGGAUUUCAAGUAUCGGACUUCGACCCAUGUCUCUACAUCAAGACUUCGGACGGCCAUUGCGUGUUUAUACUGGUCUACGUGGACGACGUCUUGGUGACUGGAAGCUCGCUCGAGCUGAUUGCACAAACCAAGAACGACCUGAAGACGCGGUUCGAAAUGACGGACAGCGGCAAGUGUGCGUUUGUUCUUGGGAUCGAGCUUUUGACGGUGAAGAUGGCAGUGUGA